GACACCGAGGCGAGGACGAUCGACCUCACCGUCGAUGAUGCAGACCCAGUCGACAGGCUGGGCUGGCUCGUGCAGCUCUUCGAGGCCUCCAUGGUCGCGCUCGGCGAGGGCGACCUGGGCGACGCGACGGUGUGGUUGCAGAGCUCCGGGUGCACCCGCCGCGACCUCCUGCAGGAGCAGGAGAGCGGUUCGACGAGCUGGUGUCGCUGCUGCGCCUGCACGACUACGAGGCGCAGCGCCUCCAGAAGACGCUGCAGGCCGUCGAGGCAGCGGCGAGCCUCGGCGGCGGCGGCGCCGCCGCGCAGAUCACCGCCGGCGGGAGACGAGGCGUGCGCUUGGAUGACCGGGAGAAGGAGGAGCUCCACCGGUCAGAGGCGCUGCCGGCCACAGAGGCGUGGGCGGUGCCCAACGACGGCGAGGUGA
Prorocentrum cordatum is the source of this 423-nucleotide messenger RNA. The record is from the annotation of a GenBank genome assembly. NCBI's taxonomy places the organism in Eukaryota, Dinophyceae, Prorocentrales, Prorocentraceae.